UUAACACCUUAUUAAGCUGCUGCUUCUUCGACUCUGAAGGCAGUAUUGUCAAUGGCGUCCUUUGCAAAGAUCGGCAUGGAGUGCCUACAAGAUCCCCUGAUCUGGCUAUUUCUUGCAAUCGCGUCCGUGGCCUUGGUCAUCCAGCCAGUGCCAAGACGGCGGCCGCUCCCUCCAGCUCCAGGCCCGAAGCCGCUGCCGGUCAUCGGCAACAUGAUGAUGGCGGACCAGUUGACUCACCGUGGCCUGGCGGCGCUGGCAAAGCAGUACGGCGGGUUGCUGCACCUCCGCAUGGGCUGGCUCCGGAUCUUCGUGGUGUCGACCCCUGAGUACGCGCGCGAGGUGCUCCACGCGCAGGACAACGAUGACUUCUGGGACCGCCCUGCCUCCAUCGCCAUCCUCUACCUCACCUACGGCUGCUCCGACAUGGCGUUCGCGCACGACGCGCGCUACUGGCGGCAGAUGCGCAAGCUGUGCGUCACGAAGCUCUUCAGCCGCCGGCGCGCCGAGACCUGGCUGGCCGUGCACGACGGGUAUGGGGAGCUCGUCCGGGACAUCGGCAGGUCCAGCGGGGAGGCCGUGAACCUCGGCGAGGUCAUCUUCAAGCACACCGUGAGGGUCAUCUGCCGGGCCGCCUUCAGCGUCCGCGACGUCCAAGGACUGGAGGAGCUCAUCCCCAUGUUGAGGGAGUUCUCCAAGCUCUUGGAAGCGUUCCACAUCGGUGACUUGUUCCCUUGGCUUAGCUGGAUGGGCCGGCGGGGCUUCGACAGCCGCCUCGGCGCUGUGCGCGGCGUUCUCGGCAAGUUUGCAGACAAGAUCAUUGACGAUCACAUGAGGAGGGGCAAGAAUCCCACCGAAGCCGACGCUGACAUGGUAGACGACCUACUCGCGUUCCUCGGUGAUGCCGGCCAAGCCAGCGCCAAGGACCUGCGCCUCACCCGCGACAACGUCAAGGCCUUGAUCAUGGACAUGUUGUUUGGCGGGCCGGAUAAUGUCGGCUUCACCAUUGAGUGGGCAAUGGCAGAGAUGAUUCAUUGCCCUAACAUCCUUCUGCAGCUGCAUCGGGAGCUCGCAAACAUUGUGGGGUUUGAGCGGAUGGUCUACGAAUCAGAUCUUGCCAAGCUCCCCUUCCUUAAGUGUGUCGUCAAGGAGACGCUUCGGAUGCAUCCGCCGAUCCCGGUUAUCCUCCGCGGGACAACCAAAGAUUGUGUCCUUGGUGGAUACUCGGUGCCCAGGGGCUCUCGUGUAUUCAUCAACACAUGGGCAAUCAACCGGGACGGUGAGGCAUGGAAGGACCCUGACACUUUCCGGCCAUCAAGGUUCAUGCUCAACGGGGACGCCAUCAGGCUAGAUCUCAAGGGCGGUUGCUAUGAGUUCUUGUCAUUUGGUUCUGGAACACGCUCAUGCCCGGGGCAAGGGCUCGGCCAGCAUGCGGUGGAGUUUGCCAUAGCACAGCUCGUGCACGGGUUUAACUGGAAGCUACCCGAUGACAUGAAUCCAAUGGAGCUCGACAUGAGCGACACGAUCGGUUCGACCGUGUCGCGCGCCACACGGCUCUGCGCGGUGCCCACACCCCGCCUCAGAUGUCCUUUGUAAUACUAUAUAUGACCUGUUGUGCGCAUGAAGCAAAACCCAAAUGCAGCCUCCAAGUGAGGGCAACCAUAUGAAACUGUAUCUGAAAGCUACUACUGUCACGAGUGGGGGACAUGACCUUCCUUCUCUUUUCUAUUUU
Messenger RNA from Triticum urartu, 1729 nucleotides. RefSeq names its product cytochrome P450 84A1. NCBI's taxonomy places the organism in Eukaryota, Viridiplantae, Streptophyta, Magnoliopsida, Poales, Poaceae. Gene Ontology annotation, molecular function: iron ion binding; monooxygenase activity; heme binding. The record is from RefSeq and is a predicted model, not a curated record.